Messenger RNA from Paramecium sonneborni, 1430 nucleotides. The record is from the annotation of a GenBank genome assembly. NCBI's taxonomy places the organism in Eukaryota, Ciliophora, Oligohymenophorea, Peniculida, Parameciidae.
AUGAUUUAAAUUCUAAUAUUAACAGUUGUUCAUAUUUAUGGAUUGUAAAUUGAAGACAAAGUGACUUAUUUACCAGUAAGAUUAUUAUGAUGAAUUAAAUUAGCCAUUUAAUAUGACAGAUUUUAAUUUUUCAAUAUUUUCAGGUUAUUUAUCAAUAACAGAUAGCAACUAAUCAUUUCAUUAUGUAUUUGUUUAGAGUUAGAUUAAUAAUUUGAAUAAUAAUGUGCCUCUUGUAUUGUGGUUGAAUGGAGGGCCUGGUAUGAAAUAUAAGUAAUAUGUAAGGUUGUUCAUCAAUGAUUGGAUUUCUAUAAGAAAUAGGUCCUUUUGUAUUUUUGAAUGAUGAUGAUGAGAGUUUAUAAUUUAAUGAGUAUUCUUGGAAUAGAGUAGCACAUUUAUUAUUUUUGGAGAGUCCAAGUGGAGUAGGUUUUUCACAUAAUCCAUUGAACAUAACAUUCAAUGAUUCAUAAACAGCAGACCAUAAUUUAAAGGUAUUACAAGAGUUUUACAGCAAUUAUCCAGAAUAUUAAAAAAAUCCAUUGUGGUUGGCAGGUGAAAGUUAUGCUGGAGCAUAUAUUCCAUUAUUAGCAGAGAAGAUAAAGAAAUUUAAUGAUUUAGAAGUGGCAGUAAUAAAUUUACAGGGAAUGAUGAUAGGGAAUGGAGUAACAAAUUUAACUCAUCUUCCUAUAUCUUAAUUGAUAUAUUAAAAGGAACAUUAAUUGUUACCUCCAACAUUUGAUAUUACAGCUUGUGAGAAAGAUGUCACAUCAGAAGAAUGUGAAGAUAUCAAUUAUGAUGCUUGGAAGAUAACUAAGAGAAUAAAUCCAUAUGAUAUAUAUGGAUAUUGUUAUUAUGAAGAAAAGGAGAAUGAAAAUGAAUUAGAUUGGAUCUAAGAAAUGAAAUAGUUUAUGAUGAUUCAUAAUGAUAAUAUAGUUAAGGUUACAAAUCAUGAAUUAGGAGUACCUUGUGUACAAAUAGACAAUAUCUAAAACUAUUUAAAUGAUGUAUAGAAUAAAAGAUAUCUUCAUGUUGAUGAAAAUAUUUAAUGGUUUAUGUGUUCAAAAUCACAUAAUAAAUAAUUUAAAUAUGUAUCAGAUCCUCCUUUGGUAAUGAAAGUUUUAUAGGAAUUACUAAAUUUUGAUCUUUUUACUAUUUUAUUAUAUAAUGGAGAUGCUGAUAGUGUUGUUCCAUGGAUAGAUACUCUGCAAGGUAUUUAAUUAAAUUAUUUAGCAUUAUAAAAAUUGAAGAUCACAAUUACUGAAUAAUGGAGACCAUAUUAUGUUAAAAAUAAUUAACUAGGAGGAUAUACAUAAGGUUAUUCAAAUAAAUUGAGAUUUGUAACAGUAAGAGGAGCUGGACAUAUGGUUCCAUAAAAUGAUAGAAUUACAGCAUUCUAUUUAUUGAAUUAAACUUUAAAUGGAGAAGCUUUAUGA